AUGCCAAGACCAGUGAGACAAGAAGACUUGGACUUUGCUUCAUGCGAAAACGAUCGCUAUGAAAGCGAAAUCGUGAAAUGGAAAAAUCAACAGAAGCUGGAAGCCUUAGAGCAAGACGCGAUCGAAGUUCAGAAAAUCCUUUCCAACAUCAAAAAGGCAGCGGUCAAAAAGUUUGAAGAAGCCGAGAAAAAGCGUGCUGAAGAACUUCAAAAAUGGCGACAGUUGUACGAACGGAUAGAAAUGGACUACGAGAAAGAGCGAAUUCAAAGGCAACGUGAGUUCGAGUCUCAACAAGCAAAAUGGAAACAAAUGACCGAGGAUUAUGAACUGAUGGUUAAGAAAAAAGUGGAGGCGGAACAAGAACGCGUCAGAAAAGAUGAGGAGGCAAAAAAACAAGAUGCAAUUAAUAAGCAAAAGGCACUAGAACCUCAAAAAAUCACGCCAUUCCUUCUAUGCACAUGCAUCCAUAUCACCGGAGCGGAAUUAGUGCGUGUAUAUCAAAGCGAUGCUUUACGACUGCUAUCUGUCGUUCAUAAAGCAUAUGUGCUACAACCGCCUCCGGAAGUUCGGGCACUUUUGACCACUUCACCUUCAGCAAUGUCUCGGCUUAAAACCAUGUUGGAAGAAGCAAUAAAAAAUGGUG
Messenger RNA from Acaulospora colombiana, 643 nucleotides. The record is from the annotation of a GenBank genome assembly. Lineage: Eukaryota; Fungi; Glomeromycota; Glomeromycetes; Diversisporales; Acaulosporaceae.